AUGGACAAAAUCGAGUAUCGGGCUGUCAUUAAAUAUCUGGUUUUGAAAGGCAAUACGCCUGCACAAAUUAAACAUGAGUUGGAUUAUGUGUAUGGGGACUCUGCACCAUCAUUUACUACAGUAAAAUUUUGGGCAGCUGAAUUUAAACGUGGCCGUAAGAGCUUGGGAGACGAUGAAUGUUCGGGACGUCCAAAAACUGCAACUACCGACGAUAACAUCGCCAAAGUUCACCAAAUGCAGCUUCUGGAAAAACAAAUAUCCGUAAAACAGGAAGUUCACUUGGCUUUUGUAGAUCUUGAAAAAGCCUACGAUACAAUACCCCGUCAAAAAUUGUGGAAGGCCCUCGAACGGCUAGACGUGGAUAAGGAUCUCUUAAAAAUAAUUAAAGAACUGUACAAUAAUAAUGUAUCGCUCAUAAAAGUAGGAAAUCGACUGUCUGAACCUAUACUAACCACAAAGGGUCUCAGACAGGGCUGCAGUCUUCCCUUGCUUUUCAACGCCUAUGUAGAAGUCGCGCUAGAAGAAUGGAAAAGACAAUGUGAACCUAUGGGUAUUCCUAUAGGCGCACAAAAAUUGUUCACUUUAAAUUUUGCUGACGACCAGGUGGUGCUUGCGCAGGAUGCGUUUGACCUUGAAUAUAUGAUGAGAAGACUCUAUGUACAAUAUGAGAAGUGGGGUCUACAAGUCACACAGGUCAACAACUUCAAAUAUUUAGGGUCAAUCGUGACUAAACAGGGCAUUGGAGAGGACGAAAUUAAACUCCGCAUUCAAGCUGGCAAGAGAGUAGUGGGAUGCUUGAAUUCAUUGUGGUGGAAUCAGCAUCUCUCUCUUAGAGCCAAAAAACGGCUUGGACAAAUCUUGGUGGAAUCUGUGGUGUGCAAUGGUUGCGAAGUAUGGGCUCUAACAGCCGAAAUGAAACGGAGACUAACAGCAGUCGAAAUGGACUAUCUCAGAAGGAGCGCAGGUGUAUCGAAAAUGGGCCGAAUUAUCAACAUAGAGAUUAGACACCGAAUGAAUGCUCCAGAGACAAUUAUAGACAGGGUCGAAAUCAGAGGUCUCAAGUGGUUUGGCCAUCUAUUAAGAAUGCCGGAAGAUCGAUGGCCUAAACGUCUGUUUCAUUGGAGUCCUCCACAAAGAAGAAAGCGAGGUAGAAGGUCGUGGAACAACACAAUUAGGCAAGCGAUGGCAUCCAGAGAGCUGGAAGAACUGGAUGCAUUUGAUAGAGAGGUUUGGCAAAGGCGAACGGGAAAGCAGCAGUAG
Sitophilus oryzae (rice weevil) is the source of this 1260-nucleotide messenger RNA. RefSeq lists its product as uncharacterized. The record is from RefSeq and is a predicted model, not a curated record. Bases 1 to 1260 code for a protein of 419 amino acids. The transcript is spliced from 3 exons. Lineage: Eukaryota; Metazoa; Arthropoda; Insecta; Coleoptera; Curculionidae.